CACACACAACGAGGGAACCCCAUCAGCUGGAAGUCGAGUAACAUUACAACUCUCAGCAGCCCCAAACUACUACAUUACACAGGCGAGAGAUUCAUAUAUUCUUUGAGGAUUUAACCCGCGUCGGAUCACGGGAUUUUUGCUCACCAACGUCAUCAUUUUUCUUUUAUCCUACGGUGACUGUUUUUGCUUUUUUUUUUUUUUGGAGGUGGGGGGGGGGACCAAACUGGAAGAGAGGCGAGCAUGGAGUAUUUCAUGGUACCAGCUCAGAAGGUGCCCUCUUUGCAACAUUUCAGGAAAACGGAGAAAGAAGUGAUUGGAGGUCUUUGUAGUCUGGCCAACAUUCCUCUGACCCCAGAAACAGCCCGGGACCAAGAGAGGCGAAUUCGCAGAGAGAUUGCCAAUAGCAAUGAGCGUCGGCGUAUGCAGAGCAUCAAUGCUGGAUUCCAGUCCCUUAAAACCCUCAUCCCACACAGCGAUGGAGAGAAGCUCAGCAAGGCUGCCAUCCUACAACAGACAGCAGAGUACAUUUUUACUUUGGAGCAGGAGAAAACACGACUAUUGCAGCAGAACAAUCAGCUCAAACGAAUCCUACAAGAGUUAAGCGGUUCGUCCCCCAAGAGGAGGCGUGCAGAGGAGAAGGAUGAAGGGAUCGGCUCGCCAGACAUCCUCGAGGAGGAGAAGACCGAUGACCUGAGGAGGGAGAUGAUCGAGCUGAGGCAGCAGCUGGAGAAAGAGCGCUCGGUCAGGAUGAUGCUGGAGGAUCAGAUGCGUUCCCUGGAUGCCCAGUUGUACCCAGAGAAACUGAAGGCGAUCGCCCAACAGCUCCAGGAGCAGCAGGCCCAGACACAGAGCCUUGUCUGUCUGCAGCAGCAUAAGCAGCUGGAGAGGGACCUUACUCCAGCCCACAGCCCACAGGUGUUGGCCCCUGCUACCCCCCCUGCGCCCACACACCACGCCACAGUCAUUGUCCCUGCACCUGUCCAACCUCCACAGCCCCAUCAUGUCACCGUGGUAACCAUGGGCCAGACAUCAGUUAUCAAUACAGUGUCCACAUCUCGACAGAACCUGGACACCAUUGUUCAAGCUAUCCAGCACAUCGAGGGCACCCAGGGGAAGGGUAGCGUCGGCGAGGAAGAGCAGCGGAGGGCUGUCAUUGUCACUUCAGGGCGCGUCUUGUCCGACGCAGCAGGCUCAGACACAGCCUCAAACAGCGACGGGCCCGACGACUGUUCACUGCCCUGAUUUCAACCCUGACGUGACGCACACCGUACACAUACACACAUCCAUACACAAACACACAGAUGCAAAUGGCCCAAGCAAACCAAGGCUACAGGAGGCUACAAAUCCACAUCACUCAUGUUCAGUGGACAUUAAUAGGGCUGGUAGACAGAUUGAAGCACUCGAUUUUUGUUUUUGUUAUUUUUUUAACUCUUACAUGUUGUACCGUGAUAGGCAGCCCGAAUAGGUUUACACUUAGAGACUCAUACAUGCAGUCUGUUCUGCAUUUUUCUCUGCUUAUCUAUAGCCCUCUGCUCUCUCAUUCACACACACACACACACACACACACACACACACACAAACACUCAUGCCUAUUCAUUACUCUAUAGAAAGGCUAUUAGAGCAACUUCUUCACUGACUGACCUAUAAAUGCUCCGUCAAACUGGAUACUAGAAAUUCAAUGUCUGCUAAACAUCUCCAUUUACCACCGGGGCUUUUCUCUUUAUUUGGCCCUGAAGCCAUGUGACUGAAAACAGGAGAAAAAGUCAAUGAAGAGCCCAGCAGUGUGGCGUCACCACCACCCACCACACCAGAGCAUUUUUUUUGCUUAAGGUGAACAUCCUUUUAACCUCCUUCUCUUCCUGACCCAUCUGAGCUGUUUCGAGAGACACUGUGAGCUAACAAGACUGUCUCAAAAGUUCCACCUUUCAGGCUUCUGGAUGAAAGAAUAUGUUAUUGUACUCUUGUGAAGUCUACUUUUUUUGUGUUUCGUUUCUCUAAGACUCCCUCAGCCAGCAAGUUAAAGUGAUUGUACUGGGGGGAGAAAAAAAAAAGCACGACGUUGACAGGAAUUUAAAAGCAGUUCACCUAAUUUACUGCUGACAGUAAAUAAAGCGAAGCACAGGAGGAGAGAGUGCACUUACUGGUUCACAACACAAUUUUGUUUUAUUUGUUUGUUUGUUGCCAUUUUUACUGGGCUGGGUUCCCAGUAAUCCCACAUAUGUAUUUGGCAUGUUCUUUUUACUCAUGGCCUGACAAAAACAAAAAAAUCAGUGCUUUGACAUUUCUUGACACCCUCCCCUCUUGAAUUUAAAGCACCUGGCUUGUUAAAUAAGCUAAUCCGUGGGCGCACUUGAGUGAGUUCCACUGGUGUGUAUGUGUGUGUCCCUCUUAGCAUUUUGAAUCAGCAAGGCUUAGCGGUGCCCCAGACUCUGGCAGUCUGCAACAGUACCGCUUUGGCUUUGAAAUUAAGGCGCGUGUGUGUGUGCAGCACUCACACAAAAAUAUGACUGACAUACAAUCACUUAUUUGCUCAAUCUUAAGGGCUUGUUUUAUUUAGCCCUUAAAGUGUAGUUUCUUGUCCAAAUGUUGGAACGUCUAUCAAAGCAGAGUAUGCUUCACAUAUGAGGAAAAAGCCCAGUGAAAUUGUUUGAAUGUGCCAUGGAGGUGACUGGGUAGACUACAUGCUCUAUGCAUUUCCUUACAUCAUUUGUUUUUUGUGCGCUUUAUGUGUAGUGUACCAUGCUAUUUACAUAUUCCUGCAUAGAUCUUACUAUAAAAUGUGUUUUUGUUUUUUGCCUGAAACUGUUGGAUGAUAGACAUACAGACAUUAAGACAUGUAACAGAGAGAGGCAGCAGCUUGCCUUACUAAUAGCUUGUGGGUGCAGGGAGGCACUGUAAAGCCAGCCUUAACACAGCCCUGGGAUCUGAGAAAUGUACUUGAACACUUGAUCUGGGCCUUUUGGUGGCCACUUUGGUUUUCACCACGCCAUCCCAAACAGGCUUGUAAACACCCUGGGUUUGUUAGAAAAUGAUUUUAAUCUGUUUGAGUUAUUUGUUUUAUUAUGUUUGCCUCAAAAAUGAACAGGUUGCUGGUAUACUAAUUACAUUUAAGCGCUCCUUAUAACCCCCCACCCAAGUAUUCAAAAUGUAUCUGAAUACUCUGAUUGGAUUUACAUGUAGAUUGGCAACCAUUUUUACCCCGAUUGUGUACACUACUUUUACUAGAUGUGUGGAAGAAAAUUCCACAAUCAGAUGUUGACAUUCCAUUAAAUUUUACACAUUUUCUUUCAUACCAGGUAACUUUUCUACGGUUUAACCUGGUAGAUAUAGAGAUUACAUUUAUAUUUAGGGCUUUUGACACAUCCCUGCUAUUACAAAAUUCCAUUUAUUUACAAUUUUAUUUUUAGAAUCACCUGCAUCAAUGCAUAGAUGGAGCUUUGAACUGCUGGACAGAUAAUGUGUUCAACUGAACACAACUCAUCUAUCAUUAUUUACAUCACAGAAUCGCCCUUUAAAAAAUAUUGAUGUCAGCUGCACUGAAAUGUGUCUGUAAAAUUAAAUCAUGGGACAUUUUCCCAGUACUUAUCAGUAUAAGAAGGGGAUUCCUGGAUAUUGAGAACAUAUUUUGCAUGCUCUGCUUAUUGUAGAGCCUCUGCUUUUUCCUCUGUGUAUCUGCACUUGAUAGUUUUUCUGCCGAAGCCCAGAACUGUUUUGUUUCCAUCUGUUUUACACUCUGUUCUGUGUGUUAGGAUACGUUACGUGGACAUAUCAGAUUGUCAGAUGAGUGGGGUGGGUCUGGGGAUCAUUAAACGGGGUCAAGAUUACAAAGCACUUACUGUACUAUACUGGAGUCCGCCUCUUUCUUUUGUAAAAAGAGGCACCUCCUCAGCUGAAGCUCUUGAGGUUAUGAGUAAAAACCGCACAGCUGUGUAUCCCCCUUUCCCUCCAUGUCCAGGCCUCCUACAUCUUGUCCUGUUUGCCCAUCGUAUAUUCUUUGUUCUUUUGCAGAAUCUUUUAUGCUGUCUUUGUUUAUUUGUCGUUGAUAUCUCUUGUCUCCCUUCACAUUUUGACGCUCCCGCUCCUUUGCCUCUCCUUUUGUCUGUCCUCUAUACCUUUUUUUUUUUCGUUAGACCUGUCAGUGCAUAUGGUCAUCAAAAAGCUAUUUUGUUUUUGUUUUUUAAGAGAAAUGUUUUGGGGAUAAAGAGGCUUGUGCCUUUGU
This is a messenger RNA of Scomber scombrus (Atlantic mackerel), 4219 nucleotides long. It is a transcript of the gene tfap4, whose product is annotated as transcription factor AP-4 (activating enhancer binding protein 4). Gene Ontology annotation, cellular component: nucleus. The coding region runs from base 241 to 1242 and encodes 333 amino acids. Gene Ontology annotation, molecular function: DNA-binding transcription factor activity, RNA polymerase II-specific; protein dimerization activity; RNA polymerase II cis-regulatory region sequence-specific DNA binding. Gene Ontology annotation, biological process: regulation of transcription by RNA polymerase II. Lineage: Eukaryota; Metazoa; Chordata; Actinopteri; Scombriformes; Scombridae. The record is from RefSeq and is a predicted model, not a curated record. The transcript has 7 exons.